CCUCGCGUAGAGGGAAAUUGGAAUCGGUUUCUCUAUCUACCAAUACCAUGGAAACGUGAACUCAAAACUCGGUGUUCGACGCUUAGCUUCGUGAACCUUUAUCCCUCGCAGCUUCAGCACGUACUCUUCCUCCGUUCCCGUUUUCAGAAGUAGAAAGAUUGCUUCCCAUUUCGUACGAAUGGAUAAUGGAUUCAGCACUCUGUGGAUUCUCCAUUGACUGGAGAAUCACAUGGAAAGCUUUGUGCUAGAGAAGUUGAUUUCGCAGAUGUUUGGCUUUAUUAGUCAGGUGGUCUUGCCCUUGAUGAUGGGUUCUUAGAUGGCUGUUCUCAUGUCUCCUACCGAGCAUGCUAACUUAUGGAAUUCAGAUGUCAAGAUACUUCUUCACCGGAAUUUCAAGUGUAAUUUCUUCAAAAAGGGACAUAUGUUGCCUUCAUGUGAUACACUAUUGAGAGUCAGGCCUGAAUUUUCUCUUUCAGUACCUCCACCUGGAAAACGGUAUAGGAAAAUUAUGGUGAUGGAUUCAUGGAUGAGAUUUUAUGCCAAAAAGUCUCGAGCUCAACUGAUGGGGUCAAGGAUGGAGGAGACAUAUUUUCCUCUUGAACCUUUCAUGUUAUAUCCGGCCAGAGAUAAUGGCCAAAUUCUGAAAUGCUUUAAAAGUGAUUCUUUGGUCUCAAAGCAAUUAUCAAGUGACAUCAAUGUUGAAUCUGAAAUUUACACAAAGAAUACAGAUGCUGCAACUAACAAGGUCUCAGAUUUUAAAAACAAAGUCUCUGAGAUUGAUGGACCUGUUGAGGAGCCCUGGCUACUUCAUUCAUCUCUCCAGUCACAUUAUGCUGCACAUUCUAAUGGAUCUAAUGGUUUAACAGGUGAACAUGGGAUUGUACAACACCAUAAUGGUGACUGUUUAGGAGCACAUUCCUCUGAUCUGCCCAUAUUAAAGGCGCAAUCCCAUUCUAAAUGCAAAGAUACCUCAAUUUCUAUUAAUGAUGAAUGCAAUCAUUAUCGAACUGUCUCUGAGAGGGACCAGCCUGUCGAGGAGCCGUGGCUAUUUGAGUCAUGUCUUUUUCUGCAGUCUGCCGAGGCAGUUUCUCAUAAAGAAACUGUUGAAGAUGAAGGAGCUCUCCCCAAACUUAAUGCCCAGAAUCAUGAGGCUACAGAAAAUUUGGUACUUGAAGAAGCGAGUAAAGCAGCUAUUCAGGAUGAUCUUGUUCCUACAAUUAUAUUGGUCAACUCUUCCUUAUGUACCAUGCAAAGAAUUGCUGUGUUAGAAGAUGGAAAAUUGGUUGAAUUAUUACUGGAACCUGUUAAAAACAAUGUUCAGUGUGAUAGCGUAUAUCUUGGUGUAGUUACAAAACUUGUUCCCCAUAUGGGUGGUGCAUUUGUAAAUAUUGGGAGUCCUAGACUCUCUCUUAUGGACAUAAAGAAUAGCAGGGAACCAUUCAUAUUCCCUCCUUUUCGCCAGUCUACAAAGAAGAAAAAAGUAAAUGACUCCAUGUUUGCCAUGCUUGAGGAGCCGCUUGGCACUGAAGAAAAUGAGAUAAAUUUACAUGGUGCUGAAGUAAUAGAUGAAAUUGAGGAUGAUGAAAGUGAUGAUGAAUCAGUGCAAUACAUGCAUGAUGAGUAUGCAGAGCAUGACAUUGAGGAUGAAUGUGAUAUUCAACAAGUUCUUAAGGAAAAUGUCAAUGGUAGUCUAACUGCUCAUGAUGAGGUGGAAGCUGACUUUGAUGGCAGUUCAGGUCAGUUAGCUGGAAGCAUGCACAAUGUGGAAGAUCUUUUUGAGAAUUCACCACCUUCUCAGGUCCAAGAUAUGGAAACAGAUUCUAAGGACGAAUGCACCAAUGAAAACAAGUGGGGACAAGUUCGAAAAGGCACUAAAAUCAUUGUACAAGUUGUUAAAGAGGGAUUGGGUACAAAGGGUCCCACUCUAACUGCUUAUCCAAAAUUGAGGAGCAGAUUUUGGAUCCUGAACACUCGUUGCAAUAGUAUUGGAAUUUCAAGAAAAAUCUCUGGUGUUGAGCGAACGCGCUUGCGAGUCAUAGCAAAAACUUUGCAACCUCAAGGUUUUGGUCUUACUGUGCGAACUGUUGCUGCCUGUCGCUCCUUGGAUGAAUUACAGAAGGAUUUGGAAGGCUUGCUUUCAACUUGGAAAGAUAUAAUGGACCACGCAAAAUCUGCUGCUCUUGCUGCAGAUGAAGGUGUUGAAGGGGCAAUUCCUGUUCUGUUGCACAGGGCAAUGGGUCAAACACUUUGUGUUGUCCAGGAUUACUUUAGUGAUAAGGUUAAGAGCUUGGUUGUUGAUUCUUCAAGGACAUAUCAUGAGGUUACCAACUAUCUUCAGGAAAUAGCUCCUGAUCUUUGUGAUCAAGUUCAAUUAUACAAAAAAAGAACUCCACUUUUUGAUGAAUAUGAGAUUGAGGAAGAGAUAAACAACAUUUUGAGUAAAAGGGUUCCUCUCACUAAUGGAGGCUAUCUAGUUAUUGAGCAAACUGAGGCAUUAGUCUCUAUUGACGUGAAUGGUGGACAAUGCAUGCUUGGUCAGGGAAGAUCCCAAGAGACAGCAAUUCUUGAUGUCAACCUAGCUGCUGCAAGACAAAUUGCUAGAGAAUUGCGGCUGAGAGAUAUUGGCGGCAUUAUUGUGGUAGAUUUCAUUGAUAUGAUGGAUGAUGCAAACAAGAGACUGGUAUAUGAAGAAGUUAAAAAGGCUGUGGAGAGAGACCGAUCAACGGUUAAAGUCUCUGAAUUGUCCCGACAUGGGCUUAUGGAAAUCACCAGAAAGAGGGUUAGACCUAGUGUGACAUUUAUGAUUAGUGAACCAUGCACUUGUUGCCAUGCUACUGGAAGAGUGGAAGCUCUGGAGACCUCAUUUUCCAAAAUUGAGCACGAAAUUUGCCGGUUGCUUGCAAUGAUGAGCCAGAAACCAGAUCCCCAAAACCCCAAAUCCUGGCCAAGAUUUAUGCUGUGGGUCGAUCGCUACAUGUGUAACUACUUGACUUCUGGCAAAAGAACAAGAUUAGCAGUUCUGAGUAGCUCUCUCAAAGUUUGGAUCCUUUUGAAGGUUGCUAGGGGUUUUACCAGGGGAGCAUUUGAGGUGAAACCAUUGACCGAUGACGAGGCCUACGGAAGUCAGCAUCAGGUUGCCAUUUCCAUGUUACAACCAACAGAAGUUGGAUCUUACGCUCCCAGCAGAAAACUAACUGUAUUUCCUAUUAAAAAAUGGAGGACUGCAAGGAAGUGAGCACCCACUUCACUAAGGUAGGAAAGAUAAAGAGAUGCACUGUUUAAACACAAGAUCACCUUCCUUUCCUUUUUCUCCCACAAAAGGCUAUCAUGAUCAGGUUCUGGUUUUAUUCUUUUAUUAUCUGUAUAGGUCUUUCAACCUCUGAAUGCCAGACUAGUUCGGGUGGCAUGUACCCUUUUUUUGUUGUAAUCGCCUUUGCCUCCAAUCUUUCCAAGCCAUAGAAUGCUUCUACUUCAUUUGCCAAGCAGAUGUACAGUAGCUUUCAUUUUAAUAUACUUGUAUAUUUGUUGUUAAAUAAGAUUCUUAUUCUAUUAUACUUUCUGCCGAAGAGUUCCUGGCAUGGUUUUGUUCAAUUCAAACGAAAA
Messenger RNA from Diospyros lotus (date-plum), 3603 nucleotides. RefSeq names its product ribonuclease E/G-like protein, chloroplastic. Gene Ontology annotation, molecular function: RNA nuclease activity; RNA binding. Gene Ontology annotation, biological process: rRNA processing. Gene Ontology annotation, cellular component: cytoplasm. The transcript has 13 exons. The record is from RefSeq and is a predicted model, not a curated record. Bases 317 to 3235 code for a protein of 972 amino acids. NCBI's taxonomy places the organism in Eukaryota, Viridiplantae, Streptophyta, Magnoliopsida, Ericales, Ebenaceae.